Molecule: messenger RNA, 2857 nt
Organism: Carica papaya (papaya)
Lineage: Eukaryota; Viridiplantae; Streptophyta; Magnoliopsida; Brassicales; Caricaceae
Gene: NPG1
Product: tetratricopeptide repeat (TPR)-containing protein
Molecular function (GO): protein binding
Source: RefSeq, a predicted model, not a curated record
CGCACCUCCAUUUCACGGGACAUUGCGCCUUGAUGAUUACAGAUUACAAAUAAAGAUCCGAAUUUGCCGUAAAACUCAAAUUAGUGUUUAUUGGACGUAAUUAAUUUUUUACAGAAUAAGGAGGAGGAGGAGGAGGAGGAGGAGCCGAAGAUUGAGGUCAAGUUUCCCCUCUGUGAAAUCGAUUGAAUGCUUUAACCGACAAGAAAAUCAGAAAUUCGAUCUGAAAUUUUUUUGAAUUUGAGAAACCGUAUUGUCAUUUUCUCAAAUCUUUGGUUCGCACCGGGGAUUCGAUCGGUUUGGCGCUCAGAUUCGGAGCACAUAUUCUGGUUUCACCAGCGUCAUUUGGUUGGUUUUUCAGAGGUGGACCUGAUAGCAUAAAGUCACAUUCAACUCAGAGUUGCUGCCUAAAUCUUGAGUGACCGUUGAAGUCGAUUUUCCAUCUUUGGAAAACAGAGAAGACGACUCUCCAGUUGUAAAUCUGCUCGGUGUUUGAAGCACUUGGAAGAUUAAAGGAGGAAAGUGAAGUAUAUGAAGGAAGGUAUAGGUUACAGAUGUUGGGGAGCCAGUCCACUGAUUCCACUGACAAUGUGGAAGACAAGGAGGUCCGACAAGUGUGUGCAAAUGGAAUUUGCAUGAAAACUACAGAUGUUGAAGCAAAACUAGAUGAGGGAAAUAUUCAAGAGGCAGAAUCUUCAUUAAGAGAGGGCUUGUCGCUCAAUUUUGAGGAAGCAAGAGCUCUUCUUGGAAGGUUGGAGUACCAAAGAGGCAAUAUAGAAGGUGCCCUUCGUGUCUUUGAUGGCAUUGAUCUUCAAGCUGCCAUACAGCGAUUCCAACCUCCUCCUCCUGAAAAGUCUACGAGAAAAGGUCGCACCCGGGGUGAUUCACAGCAUGCCAUCUCACAACAUGCUGCUAGCCUAGUGCUGGAGGCCAUAUACCUAAAAGCUAAGUCUCUCCAAAAGCUUGGAAGAUUAACUGAAGCUGCUCAUGAAUGUUCAAGCGUACUUGAUGCUGUUGAGAGAAUAUUCCAACAGGGCAUACCGGAUGUGCAAGUGGAUGCCAGAUUACAAGAUACAGUUAGCCAAGCAGUAGAACUCCUUCCAGAGCUCUUGAAGCAGGCUGGUAAGUGUCAUGAGGCAAUGUCUGCUUACAGACGUGCCCUCCUCAGCCAAUGGAACCUUGACAAUGAUUGCUGUGCAAGGAUUCAGAAGGCUUUUGCAGUAUUUCUGUUACACUGUGGAGUGGAAGCUGGGCCACCCAGUUUAGCUGCCCAAAUUGACGGUUCUUACAUUCCAAGAAAUAAUCUGGAAGAGGCAAUUCUGCUUUUAAUGAUUCUUAUGAAGAAAUUUCACAUUGGAAAGGCCAAAUGGGAUCCAUCAGUCAUUGAGCACCUAAAAUUUGCACUCUCUCUUUGCGGCCAAACUUCUGUUUUAGCGAAACAACUUGAAGAGAUCAUGCCAGGAGUAUUCAAUCGCGUUGAGCGUUGGAAUACGUUAGCUCUUUGCUAUAGUGGAGCAGGGCAAAGUGAUGCUGCCUUGAACCUAUUGAGGAAGUCUCUCCAUAAACAUGAGCGGCCUGAUGACCUCAUGGCUCUAUUGCUAGCUGCCAAGAUCUGCAGUGAAGACUCUCUUCUUGCUGCUGAGGGAGUGGGUUAUGCUCAGAGGGCCAUUGCCAAUUCUCAGCAGAUGAAUGAGCAUUUGACUGGUGUGGGGCUUCGAAUGUUGGGAAUUUGUUUGGGAAAGCAAGCAAAAGUUUCAUCCUCUGACUUCGAGAGAUCUCGACUUCAGUCUGAAGCACUGAAGUCAUUAGAUGGAGCUAUUGCUUUUGAGCACAAUAAUCCAGAUCUGAUUUUUGAGUUGGGGGUUCAAUAUGCCGAGCAACGGAAUCUAAAUGUCGCUUUGCGUUAUGCAAAGCAAUUUAUUGAUGCAACAGGAGGCUCAAUAUUGAAAGGUUGGAGAUUGCUAGCUCUAAUUUUGUCAGCCCAACAACGAUUCUCUGAAGCAGAGGUCGUAACUGAUGCUGCCUUAGAUGAGACUGCAAAGUGGGAGCAAGGGCCAUUGCUUAGGCUGAAAGCCAAGCUGAAAAUCUCCCAGUCAAGACCCAUGGAUGCCAUUGAAACAUAUCGUUAUCUCCUUGCAUUGGUCCAAGCUCAAAGAAAAUCAUUUGGUCCUCUUAGAAGUAUUUCCCAGGUUGAAGAUGACAAAUUCAACGAGUUUGAAGUUUGGCAAGGUCUUGCAAAUUUAUACUCUAGCCUUGCACAUUGGAAGGAUGUGGAGGUAUGUUUGGGGAAAGCCAGGGAACUGAAACAGUUCUCUGCAGAAAUCCUGCACACAGAAGGUCUUAUGUGUGAAGGACGUGGACAGUUCCGGGAAGCGCUUGCUGCUUAUAUCAAUGCUCUCUUACUUGAACCGUCCUAUGUCCAUUGCAGAAUAUUGAUUGGCGCUUUGAUGUUCAGGAGAGGCUCAAUGGCAUUGCCUGUGGCGAGAAGCUUACUUUCAGAUGCAUUGAGGAUAGAACCUACCAACCGAAUGGCUUGGUAUUACUUGGGCUUGGUUCACAGGGAUGAUGGUCGAAUAGCUGAUGCCACAGACUGCUUCCAGGCAGCCUCCAUGCUUGAAGAGUCUGAUCCUAUUGAAACCUUUAGCUCUAUUCUUUGACUAACUCCCAUCAGAUUAAAGGUUAUAAAUAUUUAUAGUUCUCUGUUUUCUAAUAUCUAUUAGAUUUCUUUGUUUGUUCAUAUCUCCAUCUCUCUUGCUUGCCUUCUAAGCAUAUCCCUAUCAGCACUGCUCUGCAGGUCUUUGUUAGACCAGGUGCUCCAUGGUUUAAGAUGUGUUCAAAUGAAUUGUCUUUUCGCGGCCUA